Molecule: messenger RNA, 7140 nt
Organism: Corvus hawaiiensis (hawaiian crow)
Lineage: Eukaryota; Metazoa; Chordata; Aves; Passeriformes; Corvidae
Gene: MCTP1
Product: multiple C2 and transmembrane domain containing 1
Exons: 16
Coding region: 543-2732 (729 amino acids)
Biological process (GO): regulation of neurotransmitter secretion
Cellular component (GO): synaptic vesicle membrane
Molecular function (GO): calcium ion binding
Source: RefSeq, a predicted model, not a curated record
GUUUCCCGACCCCAAGGAGACUGCAGCAUCUCAGGGCACACGCUCCUCCACCCGCGGCCUCCGCGGCGUGCGCUCUCCCAGCACCCCGCACGGUGAGGCCGUCUCCAACGCAGGAAACAGGUGGGCUGGUGGGCAGGACAAGCCCCCUCCCGCCAGGUCCUCAUGAGCAUCGCCGCACGUAUCUAUAUGCGAGCCGCCGCGCCCCCUGCGCCUCGCCGGUAACUUUUUUGCCAGGCUUCGCGCCGCCCGCCGCCACCGAGGGACCACCCAGAGUGGGGGGCUCAGGGUGGCAAACUUUCUGCCCAGAUGGGCCAAGGCGGCAGCUUCGUCCUUCCUUUAUCUUCAACAUCACGUCCGCAGCUCCAUCCUCCCUCGGGCGCGCCACGCGCAGCGGGGGGCGGUGCGGCGGAGCCCUGCGCUCGUUCCGGCAGCGGGCGCCGCUCCGCUUCGGCCCGCCCCGCUUCGGAGAGAGGGCGGCAGGCUCCGGCGGGCUCUACUGCUGCUGCUGCCGGCGCGGCUGUUCCCGUCGCAGGAGGAGAAGGAUGGAGCCGGGCAAGGAGCCCCGGGUGACCACAGGGGAGAAGCCCAGCGAACCUGAGCCGGCGGUUUCCUUCCAGGCCCGGCUGUGGAAGAACCUGCAGCUGGGGGGCAAGGGCCGGAGCGGCGGCGGGCGGGCAGCAACCGAACGCCGCACUGCGGAGCCCCUCGCCCCGCCGCCGCCGACCGGCGGCAAGGGGGACCUCCCGCCCGGCGCAAAGUGGAGCGGCUUCAAGCGGCGGCGGCAAGUGCUAGACCGCGUCUUUUCGUCCUCCCAGCCCAACCUAUGCUGCUCGGCCGCCGAGCCGCUGGAGCCGGCCGGCGAGUCCGGCUCCGCCCUGCGCCGCCUGCGGGAGCACCUGCUGCCCCAGGGCAAGGGGCCGCCGCCUGGCCGCCGCCCGGAGCCUGCCGCAGGCUGUCAGGGGCCGGAGGGUGGCAGGGAGGGGCGCCGGCCCGGGGCGCACCUGUCCCACCAGAAGAGCUCCUCGCUGCCCAGCACCGCCUGCCUGGAGCAACUGCUGCAGGGCUCGACCGCCGCCGGCAGGAUCCGGGAGCAGCGGGCGGAGGACGGCGACAGCGGCGCGAGAACAAGUUCAUUUGGAGCUAGUAAUGCAGAUUUCCCCCCUGGGGACCCUGGAAUGUACCAGUUGAAUGUUACUCUAAGAAGAGGACAGAAUCUAGCUGCACGGGACCGUGGAGGAACGAGUGAUCCAUAUGUCAAGUUCAAACUUGGAGGAAAAGAAGUAUUUAGAAGUAAAACAGUACAUAAGAACCUCAAUCCUGUGUGGGAAGAAAAAGCUUCCAUUCUUAUAGAUAACCUAAGAGAACCAUUGUAUAUAAAGGUAUUUGAUUAUGACUUUGGACUUCAAGAUGACUUCAUUGGUUCAGCCUUUUUGGAUCUCACUUCAUUGGAAUUAAACAGGCAAACAGAUGUUACCUUGAGUCUGAAGGAUCCUCAUUACCCUGACCAUGAUCUGGGAAGUAUAAUCUUAUCAGUUCUGUUGGCUCCAGGAGACCAACAAGAAGCGACAAUGCUAAUGAGGAAGAGUUGGAAAAGAUCAAGUAAGUUUCAGACCCAGAGCUUACGUCUCUCAGACCUGCACAGAAAGUCUCAGUUAUGGAGGGGGAUAGUUAGUGUUACCUUAAUAGAAGGUCGUGAACUUAAGGCGAUGGAUGCAAAUGGGCUCAGUGAUCCUUACGUGAAGUUUCGUUUGGGGCAUCAGAAGUACAAGAGCAAGAUUGUUCCAAAAACUUUGAAUCCUCAGUGGAGGGAGCAGUUUGACUUUCAUCUCUAUGAAGAACGAGGUGGAAUUAUUGAUAUUACCGUCUGGGACAAAGACGUUGGCAAAAGGGAUGAUUUCAUUGGCAGGUGCCAGGUUGACCUGUCGACCCUGAGUAAAGAACAAACCCACAAGCUGGAGAUGCCGCUAGAGGAGGGAGAGGGAUACCUGGUAUUGCUGGUCACUCUCACAGCCUCAGCUGCAGUCACUAUCUCUGACCUCUCCAUCAACUCCCUGGAGGACCAGAAGGAGCGAGAGGAGAUACUGAAGAGAUAUAGUCCAAUGAUGAUGUUCCAUAACAUCAGCGAUGUGGGAUUUCUUCAGGUGAAGGUCAUCAGGGCAGAAGCAUUGAUGGCAGCUGAUGUCACAGGUAAAAGUGACCCGUUUUGUGUAGUUGAAUUGAACAAUGACAGACUGCUGACACAUACUGUCUACAGGAACCUCAAUCCAGAAUGGAACAAAAUCUUCACAUUCAAUAUAAAGGACAUCCACUCGGUGCUUGAAGUGACAGUUUACGACGAAGACCGCGAUCGAAGUGCUGACUUUCUAGGCAAAGUUGCUAUACCAUUGCUGUCUAUUCAAAAUGGUGAACAGAAAGCCUACGUCUUGAAAAACAAGCAGCUGACAGGGCCAACAAAGGGGGUCAUCUAUCUUGAAAUAGAUGUGAUUUUUAAUGCUGUGAAAGCCAGCAUACGAACUUUAAUGCCAAAAGAACAGAAGUACAUUGAAGAGGAAGACAGACUGUCUAAACAGCUACUGUUAAGGAACUUUAUCCGGAUGAAGCAUUGUAUCAUGGCGCUUGUUACUGCUGUGUGCUAUAUUAGCAGUUGUUUUGACUGGGAUUCUCCACCAAGAAGUCUAGCUGCUUUUUUGGAAUUCUCUUUCUUUGGAUAUCAUAGUCUACCAGUAUGCUGAAGUUGUGUUUCAAUAACUCUUUUCUUCUUCUCUACUAAUAAUCAUUCACAGUGCACUGGGAGGCUUAAAAAGCCAUCAUUAUAAGCCAACUAUUUUUUACUUUAGUGCACUAUGAGAAAACUCAUUCUGCUCCCUUUUUUUCUGCUUGAGAUGAGAAUAACAAUUUCAUGUUAGUGGUGUGCAGAAGAAAAACAACAGAAAACACCCACCUACUUAAGUAUUCAAAGACUGACAUCACAGUUCAAGUUCUGUAACACUAAAAGUGAUAUAUUCAAGUAUAAAAGUACACCAUAGAAGUAAUUGAAACAAUUGUCUUUCUAUUAAUAGAACCAAAAUUGCUGUUUGUAUGGAGAAAUAAAACUAAACCUAUGUGUAGAUGCAAAAAAAAAAAAAAAAGUGUAUAUAUAUAUACGUACAUACAUACAUACAUAUAAAAUAAAGAAUUUAUUUUUCUUUACUUUCUGACACUGUCUGCUCUGGAAUUGUAUUGAGGAAAAUUAAAGAGAGUAUCCCAUAAUUGAGGUAUAUUCAAUAUAAGGUAUUAUACCUCAGCAAGUUAAAUGUUAUUUCACAAAUAAUGAACACUAUGUAAUAGUAUUGAAUAGUAUUUGUUAAAGUGACAGGAAUGAAUGAAGUGUUAUAAUUAUCUGGUGAGGUUUUGACACUGCCAUUAUUUUUGUAACUUCAUGGGUUGAUCAGUUUUAGAACAUAAGGAGUACAUACAGCUUUUCAAAACAUCUGUUUCUUCAGCAUGUUUUUAUAUUUACUGGUGUUACUUCUCUUUUUUGUUUCAUGAGAUGCCCUCCUUUGUAUUUCUUCUGUUACUUACUUGUGAGGGACUGAUUAAUGUUAGAGUGAAAAUGUCUCAACAUUGGAUUUUAUUCUGAACUGUUGUUCAAAAAUCUGUUGUUUAACAUUAAACGGAAAAGUACUAGAAAAUCUGCACAUGCCUUGGCAGCGACAGCACGUGCACAUGUGCACAGCAAGCACCCGUGACUGGUGCAGCAGGGAGGAGGGUGAAGAGGGGCUCUGUCUCUAGGCAGGCGACUCCCUUGAGGAGUGCAGAGGAUCUCUAUCUCUAGGAGGAUUUCUCCAGGCAGCCUCCUGGGGUGGCGAAAGUCCCUGAAACCUUUGUCACUGGGAGGACUUUUCCAGGCUUCCCCCCCUGAGGGCGGAGAGAACUCCUUCCUGCUGCUAGGGAGAGCUUCUCCAGACGAUCCAAUGAUUUUCUUGGACAGUCAGACUGUGGCAGGUGCUGUGCAGUAUGUAAGAAAUGGAGUGCAUCACCCUGGCCCUGGGCCUUUACAUUUCUUGCCCACUCCUCACCGUCCCUCCUUGCCCAGUCUUUGCUGUCACGAUGCUGCCCUUGCCUUUGGCCCUUGCCUCUUGCCCCUGCUCGUCCAUCUCUAGCUGGUGUCAUCAUCCCUGCUUACUGCCCUGCGGCCCCGCUGCCUGCCGCUGUUUGGCCUGCUACCAUCCUGCCCCUGCCCACCACUGCUGCCCUGCCACUUUUCCUGCUGCUGCUGCACCUCAUUGCCCACUGUCCUGCCUAAACUGUGCAUCACUCCCUGAGCGUCUUGCUGCUCGUCAAAUUGUUCCUUCAUUUCCUUUUGCCUUUUCUAUCUCCAUUAAUAAGGCCAGUUUCCUUCUGUAAAUCAAUAAACUGCCCACAGGUGUAAUAUCGACCUCACUUAUGUCCAAUUUCACCCCUGGAAUCUUAGGAAUCCCCCCUGGUCCUUACUCUGAAAUGGGACAUUAUCUUUUAUAGUGCUCUAUAACAACUUGCUACAGCACUAGUCCUCAUACUGUAAUUUGUAGUCAUUUUACAUAAUGAGUACUUUCCAGAUACAAAUCCACAUUAGACAGCAUGUAUUUAGAGGUUUGAUGAUAAAGAUGUGUGGUAGUGUGGAAGAAAAUGCGGUAACUUAAAAUGGCCUAGUAUUAGAAGCAGUGCUUUCAGAUGCACUGAGGUGUAGCCAUGUCUUGUGUGAUCUGAAGGUGAGGUGAGACUCAUGACAUAGUGUCUCAUGAAGUUUUCAUGUGAGUUUCCAAAUUUAACCACCAGUUAGUUAACUGUAGAUGCAGCAUCAAAACAAAACUCCCAUGACUUCUUAAUGUGGCUUUAUGCAUUCCAAAAUGAUGUAGGAAAAAAAGAAUACCCUAAUAAAGCAAAAGGAGCCCUGUCUGUAAAAUGGAGAGUUGGUUUACUUUCAAUGAGUAAAUGUUAUGUAUUAUUAUUACCUAGGCAAAACAAGUACAAAAUAGUAGACAGAUCUGAUACUUUGUCUCAUUUCUUAACUGUGCAGAGAUGUAAAUAAUAAUUGAGGCACUGAGGAAUGAAACCUCAUCCCAUUGCUGAAUAAUAUAUGUGGCCCACAGGACCUAUGUAAAAGGGGUGUAAAUGGAAUUAAAAAAUGUGUGUAGGACAGAUUACUGUGCCAUGUUAUCACACAGUUGUAUCUGAGUGUGUAUACAAAUUAUUUGUGCACUUAAUGUAUGAUUAUCUCUUUAUUUGGAGUUUGUACAUUCGUCUUUCAGUUUGGUAUGUGUUAUUCUUGGUGCUAUGACAUGUUUAUUUCGGUUAUGGUGAUUUCCACAUCACCAGUAUUUAGAAAAAAAAGAACUGUGAACUAAGACACCAAUAUGUCUUUACUGGUAAAAUUACCCUAAGGGUUUUCAAUGACCGAAGAAGACAUUUCGUGCUUUUAAGAUGUGAAGAGAGACUGUAAGAAGGGAUUCUUGACAGUUUUUUGCUUUUGGAUGAACCAUACAGCCUUUAAUGAAGACAACAGCUUUUGUGGGUAUCUCAAAUCUCUGUAGAGACUUUUUCCAGUAACUAAUUUCCUGUUCUGGUUAUACAACAAAAUUCCUUUUUUCUGCUUGAUAUUUAUCAUUGGUUAUUUGAGAAGUGCUAUCUACAGUUAAGAUCUGUCUGUAAUUUCGUCAGUUGCUUUUGACUUUUGUCACUCAUAGAAUUCUGAGGUUGAAACUUCAUUUAGUUGCAUUCAAUGUAGUCAUGUGAUUAAUUUGUUUCUAACACAAAAAUUGUGUCCUUAUCCUAAAAUAUUUGAGACACUAUAUUCCUGUAUGUUGAAAUUUAUCAGGACUUCCAAAAAAGGGCCAAUCAAAUGUUGGUGUUUUGUCUCUUGGUUUCUGCUUGUGCACAUAUGGAAACUUGCACCAGAGGAGGUUUACACUGGAUAUUAGAAAAAUAUCUUCAAGAAAAGGGUUCUCAAACACUGUAACAGGUUGCCCAGGGCAGCGAUGGAGUCACCACCCCUGGAAGUAUGUAAAAGACAUGUAGAUAUGGCACCUAGGUACAUGGUUUUGUGGUGGACUUGGCCAUGCCGGGUUAAUGGUUAGAUAUGAUGAUCUUAAAGGUGACUUAAAUGAUUCAGUGAUGUUACAUUGGCCUGCCUAUGUGUUGUGAAAGACAUGUGAAAUGUAUUUGGUGGUUUUAGCCUGGAUGGAUACAAGGUGCCCACCAAAGAUGCUCCAUCACUGCCCACCACAGCUGGACAGGGGAGAGAAAAUAUAACAAAAGGCUUAAGGGUCAACAUCAUUCAGCAGUUACAGUCACGGGCAAAAGAGAUUCAACUAGGGUCUAAAAUUAGGUGAAUUUAUUGACAAUCAAAAUGGAGUAGGCUAAUGAGAAGUAAAAGCAAAUCUUAAAACACCUUCCCCCUGCCCCUUCUCUUCUCCAUGGGCUCAAAUGGGCUCCACUCCCAUAUUCCUCCUCUAGUGCUGCCCUGGGAUGGGAAUGGGAACUGCGGUCAUUUCAUAACAUGUUGUUUCUGCCACUGCUUUCUCCUUAGGCAGAAGACUCCUCACACUUUUUUCCUGCUCCAGCAUGGGGCCCCUUCUACAGCAGACAGCCCUCCACAAAUUUCUCUAAUGUUAGUGUAUGGGGUUUGCAUGGCCAGAUUUUGGUAGUGGGCAGGCUACAGAGGUGGCUUCUGUGAAAAGCUGCUGGAAGCUAUGGACCCACAGAGAGAGGAGUUUGUGCUGAAGGAGGUUUUGUGGUAGGACUUCUGACCCUGUGAAGGACUCAUGCUGGAGCAGGCCGUGCCUGAAGGACUCUACUCUGUGGAAGAAUGACCCAUGUUGAAGCAGUUUGUGAAGAGCUGGUACCCAUGGGAAGGACUCUCACUGGAGAAGUUUGUGGAGGACUGUCUCCUGUGGGAGGGACCCCAUGCUGGAGCAGGGCGAGGAAUCUUCUCCGGGAGCAGUGGCAGAAGCUGAGAUGAACCAGCUGCAACCACCAUUCCCCAUCUUCCUACACUGCUAGAGGGGAGGAGGUAGAGCUUGGGAAGGAGGGAGGAGUGGGAAAAAGUGUUUUUAAGAUUUAUUCUACUUCUCAUUAUCCUACUCUGAUUUUGUUAGAAAUAAAUUACGUUAAAAUCCCCAA